Messenger RNA from Humulus lupulus (European hop), 1704 nucleotides. RefSeq lists its product as uncharacterized. Gene Ontology annotation, molecular function: zinc ion binding. The record is from RefSeq and is a predicted model, not a curated record. The transcript is spliced from 5 exons. Lineage: Eukaryota; Viridiplantae; Streptophyta; Magnoliopsida; Rosales; Cannabaceae. The coding region runs from base 1 to 1704 and encodes 567 amino acids.
AUGGAAAAUCAUAAUCAAUCCUGCACGGCUGUUCCACAAACAGCUCCUGGGCCAAGUGUAUGCAUGGGAGUUGCCCAUUUUGGUGAUGAUGAUGAAAGAGUUGAGGGGUGCAGUAGUUCUGAUGAUAACUCAGAGGAUCGGUUUUCGAUGCUACAUGUGGUUCAAGUAGAUAAUUUAAAUGUACGACCAUUGCCAAGACGUCAAGAAAGCCAAGGACGGAGGACUGCUAGCUCAGAAAGCAGUCGUCCAACUACACAAGCUUAUGGAAAUAGAUGGAGUUCUCCAGCGUAUACUGUUGAAGAUAUCCCAUGCCCCUCUUAUGUUAUCCCCACAUUAUUUGGGGUGAGUUGUGGAGUAAUAGAAGUUGGGAAGCUUUUUGAGAACAAGUUAGAGUUGAAGACGAAAGCACACUUGUAUGCAAUGAAGCAGAACUUCGAGUUUGUGGUGAAGAAGUCAGACCGGAUCGAAUGCGUACAUGGAAACAACAUAAGAGAUGACAUUAAGAAUGACUAUGGCAUUGAGUUGUCAUAUGGAAAAGCUUGGAGAUGCCGAGAGAAUGCUCUUUCUUAUGUCAGAGGGACACUGGAAGCAUCCUACCAGAAGUUACCAUCAUACCUGUUCACGCUUCAACAGAAAAAUCCCGGGACGUUGACAGAUUUUGUCACUGAGGAAGAUCGAUUCAAAUAUUGCUUUUUCUCACUCGGAGUUAGUAGAAGAGGGUUUCGUACAUGUCGUCCUGUGUUAUGUGUGGACGACACUUUUUUAAAGACAAAAUACGGUGGGCAGAUGUUAUAUGCAGUCACGCUGGAUGCAAAUAACCAUCUAUAUCCAGUUGCAUUUGGUAUUGUGGAUAGUGAAAAUCAUGAUUCUUGGAAGUAUUUCAUGUCAAAACUAAAGGAAGCGAUUGGGGAAGUCGAGGACUUGGCGUUUGUAUCUGAUAGGCAUGCAAGUAUUACACAUGCCUUGGAAACUAUUUUCCCUGCUGCCUAUCACUGUGCUUGCUACCACCACAUUAGUAUGAAUGUGGUUGCUAAAUUCAAGACUGGUCAUUGUCAUGUGUUGAUGUAUAAUGCGGCAUAUGCUUUUAGGAAAUCUGAGUUCCACGCUAACUUCGAAAAAAUCAAAUCAAAAGACCCAGCCAUUGCUCAAUACCUAGAAGGCAUGGAUUUUGAUAAGUGGUCCCGUGCUUACUUUCCUGGAAAUAGGUAUAAUAAAAUGACAAGCAAUUACGCUGAAAGUUUCAACAAUAAGACCUGGGACGCUAGGAGCUUUCCGAUAACUACAUUCGUCGAAUUUAUUCGCUUCACACUGCAGUCCUGGUUCUGGAGGCAUGAGUUCCAUGUGUUAGAUGGUGAGCUGAAUGGUGAAGUCGACCUCCUGAAUAAGACAUGCACAUGUGGCGUGUUUCAGAUUAUUGGUAUCCCAUGUGCUCAUGCACUAUCUGGAUCCCUUAAGCGAGGGGUGAACUUUUAUUCGUUGUGUUCAAAUUACUAUAAAAUUGAGACAUGGAGGUCCUCUUACACAGAAUCUAUAUAUCCUACUGGUAACGAGGAAGAGUGGAUUGUUCCACAUGACAUUAAGACAAUAAAAGUGAGAACACCUGCACAGAAAAACUCGAUUGGUCGUUCAAAGAAGAAACAAGGUAGGCUUAAGAUGAAACGCCAUCCUUCCAAUGGUAGGGCAACUUGUAAAGUUCGUGUUUGA